AUGUGGGGGAUGCCGGGUGCCGCGGUGCGGAGUAUCCGCCCCUACAAGUCCAGCGAGCAGUACCUCUACGCUAUGAAGGAGGACUUGGCUGAGUGGCUGAAGGAGUUGUACAACCUAGACAUCGAGGUGGGCACCUUCGUGGAGGUGCUGGAAACAGGGGCUGUGCUCUGCUCCCACGCCAACAACAUCACCCAUGUGGCCAGGGAGUUCGCCCGUGCCUGCCCUGGCACGGCCUGCCACCUCCGCCUCCCCACCACUGGUGUCGCCUGCAACCUCACGGCACAGCCGGGCACCUUCCAGGCCAGGGACAAUGUCUCCAACUUCAUCCAGUGGUGCAGGAAGGAAAUGGAUAUCAAAGAUGUCCUCAUGUUCGAGACAGAGGACCUGGUGCUGAGGAAGAAUGAGAAGAACUUCGUGCUGUGCCUGCUGGAGCUGGCGCGCCAUGCCGCCCGCUUUGGCAUGCACGCCCCAACCCUCGUGCAGAUGGAAGAGGAGAUCGAGGAGGAGCUGCGCCAGGAGCUGGACCUGCCACCCGCAGACACCCCCUUGCCCCGGCCCCCCAGGAAACCACGGGACCUCCACAACCUUGACCAGAUGGUCCAGCACCUGGUGAGCCGCUGUACCUGCCCUGUCCAGUUUCCCAUGAUCAAGAUAUCUGAAGGGAAAUACCGCGUGGGUGAUUCUGACACCCUCAUCUUUGUCCGGAUCCUGCGGGAGCACGUCAUGGUGCGGGUCGGGGGCGGCUGGGACACACUGGAGCACUACCUGGACAAGCACGACCCGUGCCGCUGCACCUCGCUCUCUCACAAACAAGCCUGGAAAACCAGGAGCCCCCAGCAGCAAGUACAGCAUGAGAUCUGGCUGUGCCCAGCCUCGAAGGCAGCUGCCCGCAGCCAGCCCCAGCCCACGCUGCUGGUCAACCGCUCGCAGAGCCCCCUGCCCCCCGUCGCCUGGGGGUCCCGUGCUCCCCCCAGCCCCCGGCCUCCUGCCACCCCCUUGCCGGAUGGCUCGGGUCGCCCGCUGGGUGUCAGCCCUUGCCGGGAGCCGGCACAGCCCCAGAGGGUCCCUUCAGGCAGGACGCGGGAGCCACCGGCUGCCCCUUUGGGGAGGCAGCUGCCACCGUCCAGGUCACCCGCUCGACUCAGCUCCCCUGGGCAUGGGGUGAUGUGCCGGGCACCCACCCCUUCCCAGCUGGUCCCCGGCACACAGGACAGAGUGGGGGUCUCCAAGGAGCUGCGUGGGAGCACUCCAGGGAAAAUCCCUGCAGCACCAGCACGGGGCAGGUCCACAGCACCCAGCACCCGGGUGACACCAGCACCUCGAAAAAGCACCCAGCAAAGAGGCAAAUCAUCUGUAGAGGCUGUCAGGCCACAAGAAGGGGGGGUCCCCACCAAGGUGACACCCCGUGGCCCCAGCCCCAUCAAAGUCUGUGCUACUUCCCCACACCAGGAUAGCCGGAGAGACUCACAGAACCAGAAAACCCCACGGGAAGGCAGCCGGGGAGCCCUUGGCCGGGGUCAACCGCCAUCACCCCGAAAUUCCUCCAGCCAGCCUCCAAAACAGGACUGCAGUGUUAAACCCUCCACCAAACCCAGCCCGGCCAUCUGCCAGCCCCCCACUCCUCUGGCCCAUUUUGCAGAUGGGUGCAAGGUCUGUGCUGCUGGGGGAGAUCCCCAGGGGACCCGGCAGUGCCAUCCAGACACAAGCCCAAGGGCUGUGGGUGCUGAGGGCCCCGGAGUGCCGGCAGAUGAGCUGGUGGGAGCCUGUGGCCCUGGUGGGGGGUGCAAGGAGCUCCAGGAUUGCUGGGGGCACGGGCAGCCCCCCGGCUACAGCAGGGUGGUGGAGGAGCUCUCCCAUGGGUGGCAGCCCCUGCGCCCCAUGGGGCUGGGGAGCUGGGUCCCCAAAAUGCACCCACGAGCCGCCCCGCAGCCCACCGCCCUCCUGACUGGUGGGGAGGUGGAGGGGCUGGAAGCAGGUGGCCAGACCCCACAGGGUCCCAGGGCCAGCAAUGUCCCCAAGCCCCGGCGGUGCCUGAAGAAACCUGAGCGCGUGCCCUCCAUCUACAAGCUGAAGCUGCGGCCCAAGGUGCGCCCCCGGAGGGACCACAGACCAGGCAAGCGCCCCUCGCGCAUCCCCACCCCGCUGGGGCAGCGCCCACCCGCCCCCCGGAGCCAGCAUCGCCCACCGGGGCCGCCCCAGCACCCCCAGCCCGGCAGCACCCGCCCGGGGGCCAAGCCCUUGCCAGCCGACAGCAGUGCCUGGCUGACCGAGGACGAUGAGGAGGCAUGGGUCUGACCCCCCCCCCCAUCCUGAGCUUCAGUGGGGAUGCACCCCUCACUCAUUUGAAGGUGGGAGCGAUGCUGAAGCUGGAGCCUGAGGUUGGCACGGGUAGUGCGAUAGAUUUGCUCCACGGCAACCCGGGGGCAUCCCCCCAUUGCUCUGUGGAGCUGCAUGCCCUCCUUCCC
This is a messenger RNA of Phalacrocorax carbo (great cormorant), 2465 nucleotides long. The record is from RefSeq and is a predicted model, not a curated record. Lineage: Eukaryota; Metazoa; Chordata; Aves; Suliformes; Phalacrocoracidae.